Molecule: messenger RNA, 2031 nt
Organism: Mangifera indica (mango)
Lineage: Eukaryota; Viridiplantae; Streptophyta; Magnoliopsida; Sapindales; Anacardiaceae
Product: disease resistance-like protein DSC1
Exons: 6
Coding region: 1-2031 (676 amino acids)
Source: RefSeq, a predicted model, not a curated record
AUGCAAAACCUACGAUUCUUGAAAUUUUAUGGGUUUGAACAUGGAAAGAAUGUGCCUGAAUCUAAUUCCUCUGCAUUGUGCCACAUCUUGAGAUGGUUGAAAAGAGAAAACUCCAAUGAUGGAAAGGUGCAUGGUUUUGAGAAACUUAAAUUUGAUUUCUAUGAGAUAAGGUACUUUUGCUUUCAUGGAUAUCUUGACAAAUCAUUGCCGUCAAAUUUUAAUCCAAAAAACCUUGUUGCACUUUACAUGCCUAAUAGCAAAGUUGAAAAACUUUGGACCGGUAGCCAGGUUCUUGUUAAUUUGAAACAUAUUGACCUCAGUGACUCUAAGCAUCUACGCAGAAUACCAAAUUUGUCACUUAUGCCAAAUCUUGAGAGCUUAGAACUUGAAACUUGUACAAAUUUGCUUGAGAGUUUCUCAUCUAUCCAUAAUCUCCAUAAACUUGUUAUCCUGAAUCUACAAGGAUGCAAAAGCUUGAAAAAUCUUUCAAUUAGUGACAGUUGCCAAUCUCUUCGAGAAGUUUAUCUCUCUAGUUGCUCAAAUCUCGAAACAAUUCAACAUCUCACUGAUACAGUUGAAGAGUUAUAUCUAAAUGAUACUGCCAUUAAAGAAUUGCUAUCAAUAGGACAUUUAUUUAGACUAGAAACAUUGUAUCUUGAAAACUGUUCAAGGCUUGAGAGAUUACCAAAUAGUAUUCGUGAGUUAAAAUCUCUUAAAUAUUUAUGUCUCUCAAAUUGUUCCAAACUUGAUAGAUUGCCUAAUGACAUAGGAAACUUACAAACUCUGGAGGAUCUGGAACUGGAGGAAAUUUCUUUUGUAGAAAUACCAACAUUUAUUACAAGUUUGAUCAACUUGAAGAGAUUAUCUUUGACUAGAUGUAAGAUGCAGAAGCGAUUAGGUAUCCCACUCGUCGAUUUCUUUGUCUUCCAAAGACUAUCAAUCUUAUACCUGAUUGAUUAUCGCCUCGAUGUGUUACCCAACGAUAUUUGCAAAUUAUUCUCGCUGUAUAUUUUAGAUCUUAACGGAAACAAUUUUGAGACGCUACCAGAGAGCAUCAAAGACCUUUCUAACUUGGGAGAUCUUUAUUUGAGCAAUUGCCAGAGGCUUAAAUACUUACCAAAGCUUCCAAGAAGUUUACGAAUACUGAAUGCAAUGAAUUGCAUAUCUCUUGAAUCAAUAUCAAGUUUACUAGAUAUGAAUUGUCUUUUGGGGGCAAGUAACUUCAUCAAUUAUUUCAAAUUAAAAUUAGAUAUGACAAAUCUUGCCUUGAUUAUUGGGAGAACAGCAGAAGAUGCGUUGUGUCACCGCUUUUUUCCAGAAGGUUGGGCCAAGGAUAACUUAGCUGGUUUCGUUAUAUGUGUUGUUGUAUCAUCACAAGACAAUCAACUAAAGGUUGGAUUUCACCUGAUUGUUAAUGGAAAGAUGAUUUUUCAUAAUUAUCUGAUUGACUCAUGGCCUUUUUGUCUUAAUUUUCCUAAAGAAGAGGAAGUUAUUGAAUUAGAUCAUGUAGUCAUAGGUUUUCAAUGCCUUCAUAUGUUUGAGGCAUUUCCUACACUCAAUUUGAAUAGCCAAGGUGGUAUUGAGUUCUUCGUUGAACAUGCAACUAAGAAUGGUGAGUUUCGAAGUCAAGUGAAAAAAUGUGGAGUGACUUUGUUAUAUGCCAAAAAUGAUGGUUUGAGAAGAGAUAAUGAUGAAAGAUCUCAUAAGCGAUAUGUUUUGCUGCUAUUUGGUUCUCUAGGCUAUGAAAGGGUAUUGGUUGCUGUUCGAUACUGCUCAUCACUCUCUGUACAGGGGUUGUUAGAGUCCUCGGUUAACAGCAGGAAACAAAUUGAUGCCAUUGAUGUAAAUGCACAGGAACUUGCUGCUUUGAAAGCUGUAGUUAGUUGUGUCCAAGAGUACAGGCUUGAACCUGACAAUCCUCUCGAUCCACUUCAGAAAAGGAUUGAACAACUGGAGAGGUUGAAAUCUGAUAAGAAAAGGGGUGGAGAUUUUGGGAGACGUCAACACUCCAAGAAACAAAGAGCAAACUGA